Molecule: messenger RNA, 676 nt
Organism: Magnolia sinica
Lineage: Eukaryota; Viridiplantae; Streptophyta; Magnoliopsida; Magnoliales; Magnoliaceae
Exons: 2
Coding region: 137-445 (102 amino acids)
Source: RefSeq, a predicted model, not a curated record
GGCAGUGGGAAGCGGUCUAUCUCAUCUUCCGCAUGCUUCAUGACGUAGCCGUACCCGUCAAAGGGUCUAUCUUUUACUUUCCCAAAUUUGCCCCUUCCAUGCUUCCUCUCACCUCGAUAUAUAGAUGAGUUAGGUCAUGGAAAGCUCUUGCAAGUUGCCUUGCGUUUUGUUCGUUAUGUCGACGAGGAGGGGAGAAGAAGCCAAUCAGAAGCCAGAUGUGGCAGUUACUGCUGCACGAGACACGUGGAAUUCCGCCGGCCCUAACACGUCUGCGGUGACGGGCUUCGUGGCCGGAUUCGAUGAAGUUGCAAAGAGGAGGCUGGAUAACAUGAACCAGAAGCUGAGGGAUUUGGAGAGGCAAAUGGAAGUCCUUGAAGCUGAGAUGAACAGGGCCAACGAUUAUGAGAGAAUGCUAUUGGAGACCCCACGAUUGUUUGGUUCAUGAUUCAUGAUCACGACCGUCUCGAAUGUGGGUCCACUACUUAUCUAUUUUUAUUUUUAUUUUUUAUUUUUGUUUUUAUAGAUAAGGGUAGGUUGUAGUGGGCCCCACAUUGCAUCACCAUCUGAUCAUUGGUCAGGAAUUGAGGCUGUGGGUUGUGGUCUUUGCUGUUUCUGUGUCAGACAUGGGACGUGUAGCCGCCAUAUUAAAAUACUGUUAAACUUGUGGUCUUGAGAA